Molecule: messenger RNA, 6170 nt
Organism: Pseudoliparis swirei
Lineage: Eukaryota; Metazoa; Chordata; Actinopteri; Perciformes; Liparidae
Gene: uacab
Product: uveal autoantigen with coiled-coil domains and ankyrin repeats b
Molecular function (GO): actin binding
Source: RefSeq, a predicted model, not a curated record
GCUCAGUUUAAAAAAAAACCAAACAUUUCACAUAUUCAUAUGCUUGACUUUGUCGUCACCAUUCCAUCGUAUGAAAGUAAAGCAGGGACAUAAGUCACAUAACAUUGACAUCAUAUUCACUGCGUGACAUGAAACUAAAUAUUGUCAUGUGGUCUUGUCAUCAUCUUCGCAGGGCUUAAAGGCUGCAGUCAAGUGAUUCAAGUUUAUGUAAUUUCACUGCUGAGUGAAGAGAAAAUGGGCAUCAUAUUCUAUAAAACUCUUACCUUUUGAAACUACUUUAAGAAGGAACCAACAAUACAAAUCAGUGAGGGACUAAUGCAGUGGUAACUUUAACUUGCUCACUGCCCUAUCGUACAUUAACAGAUUCACACACUCACACAUACACACACGCCCACGUAAGAUAUUUACAGGACCAGUAUGCUGGCCAGGUGCCAUGUUGGCGCCUUUGUCUCUAUGCUAGGCUGAGCAGAUUUCGUAAGGUGACACCUACUUCUUCACAUGACAUGCCAUGCGCAGGAGGUUAUUUAGCAUGUUUGUGGAUAUCGGUGCCGCUCUGUUAACGCCAGUCUGGCAGUGGGCAGUAACACGAGGCCACAAGGAGCUGAUGCAGUGUGUAAAUUAAACCGGUCCUUGGGUUGCUGUCUCUAUACCCCUUUUUUUUCUUCAGUUUUUUUUACCUAGUAACAGCAAAGCUUGUCUUUUUUGCAGUCUUUUUUUUUUUUUGCGUGAGUGAAGAGGCAGUGUCGUUUUGGUUGUGGCUGCAGUCUCAGGCAGUUGGUUGUAAAACAUGCUGACAUCUAACCUCACUACCUACCGGGGCUUUGGAGCCACACCACCCUCUUUAGAUGGAUGGGUUAACAGUCCUGUGAUGGUCAGUGCCAAGACCACUUCAAAUGUGCAAACCAUAAUCCCCCUCUGACAUUAAUAUUUUCAGAUGGAGGCAAAGUGGGGAGCAUGGUGGGGGGUGGCGGGGUAAGCGAGGUCUUUUUGGCUGGCCUUGUUUCAUGCUGGCAGUGGUGAUAGACGCUAAAGCCAUUACUCACAGUGCAGGCAUGUGCAGAAUGUAUUCUUAGCCCCUGUCUUCCUAUCAGUCACUGCAGAAAGGUUGCAGGGUCAAAAUAUAAAGAGGUAACCAGUCUGCAGCGCUGUCUGCACCGACGCUGUUUACCAGGGAGGGGGUGGUAUUUUAAACCUGGGAGAGCUCACAUAUUUACCCCACUGAGCCUGACCAACCUGACAUUCGGUGGGGCGAAGACGCCGGAGACCACUGACGGAGCAGAGAAGAGGCACCGAGGGAGAAGCUCUUGAGUUACGACGUGCCCGGCGAGAUAGAAAAACAAAACAAUUCAGAGAAGCGGAGGAAGAGCAUCAGGACGGAAGGAGACUGAGCCGAACAGAAGGUUGGAGGAUCAAGGCCAGAGAGGGGGAGGCACUUGGGGGAGGCGAGAGGGAGCCAGGCUGAGCUGACUUUUCCCCCCCCGAGGAGGAGUUGCAGUUGCCGGCCAGGGCAGGUCCCCGGGCUGGCAGGGCUGGCCCUACUGCUUCUCCACCUCCAUUCCUUCCUCCUUCUACUCCUCCUUCUCCUCCCUUUUAACAACAAACUAAACUGCUGUGCAGUGAUGAACUUCCGGGCAGAGCCUGUGAGCAACAUCGGAACGCUUAGAAAAUCCUGCCAAAUAAGCUUCUCUGCCUCAAGAGAGGGAAACUCGACAGGUUGAGCCUUCCCUAAGAGGACGUCCUCGACAGUAGACUGUCGCCCUUCUGUCGUCUCAUCCGUUUUUGUUGUUGUUGUUGUUGCACUCACUGGUUGAGUGCACCGAGAGACCGAGGGGGAUCCUUUUUUAGUCCACUUUUCUCUCGGGUUUUUGCUUUGUAAAUCGUGACCAUGGCAGGCUUUUCAGUAGCACGGUGCAAGGACCAGCUCCACUCGCCGAAGAUGAGCCGCUGGCUGAAAUGCACCUCCAUGCACUUUAACACAGACUGGAACAAGUAUGACGAUCGGCUGAUGAAGGCCGUGGAGCGGAGCGAGGUGGACAAGGUGGCCGCCGUGCUCUGCAAGAAGGGCGUCAUCCCCACCAAGCUCGACGUGGAAGGACGCUCGGCGUUUCAUUUGGCUGCAACGCGAGGACACCUAGAGUGUCUCAAUCUCAUCCUGGGACACAGUGUUGAUGUCACUGCGACUGAUGCAACUGGCAAAAAUGCUCUUCAUCAGGCUUCAAGAAAUGGGCAUUCUCUGUGUGUGCAGAAACUCUUGCAGCACAACAGUCCAGUUGGAAAUGUGGACCUACAAGGAAGAACAGCUCUACAUGAUGCUGUCAUGGCCGGCUGCUCCUCAAGCGUGAAACUUCUCUGUGACAGCGGGGCUUCUGUGAAUGCUACUGAUUUUGAUGGCAGGACACCUCUGGUGCUGGCAACCCAGAUGUGUCAUCCACGCAUCUGUCAGCUGCUGCUUGAGCGAGGGGCCGACAUCACCAUCCGGGACAAACAAAACAAGACGGCGCUGAUUCUGGGCUGCGAGUACGGCUGCAAGGACGCAGUGGAGGUGUUGCUGAAGAGCGGCACCGAUGUGAAGGCGGUGGACGGCUUGGGCCACGAUGCCUUUCACUACGCUCGCCUCAGCAAGAACCUGGAGCUUGUUUCCAUGGUCAAAAGUUUCCUCGACAAAGCCACCAGAGACAAAGAAACCGCGAAGAUGGAGCAGUGGAAGCGACAGCAUUCAGUGGAGAGAUCAGAGGCAGCUGAGGUCAACAGAAGGGAUCUGAUCAUACAUGACUUGGAGAGGCAGAACGAGACCCUGCAGGAAAGUCUUAGGAACUACCACCAGGACCAGGGAGCCUUGUUAGAUGAAGUCAACGUGCUGCAGCAACAGCUGACACAGGAAAAGAUCACUGUGGAAGACGCUCAAAAAGAGAAGGAUCAGUUGAAGAUGUUACUGACUUCCAAAGAGAGAGAGGAAGGGCCUCGAGGCCAGGAGACUGUCAAGGUUCAGCUCCGGAGUACUUUGGGGGACUACUCUGGACAGUCUGUUAUCAAAGGUAAAGAAAACAUUUUGGUCAAACAAGCUCACAGCCUGGACUACGAACAUCUCCCGAAACCUGGCAUGUCGCGCUCGCUGUCUCGACCUCCAGAGCAGAGUCAUGCCACUGCGGGCCGGGACGCCUCCGGUGAUCUGGAUGCCCUCCGACGUGAACUCGAGGCGGUCAAGAGAAGACAAGUGGUCGCGGAUGAAGAGGCGACGCGGCUCCUGACGGCCCUGAACCGCAAGAACCGAGAGUGCCAGGAGCUGGUUCUCAGCCGAGACGCCAUCCAGAAACAGGCCGACCAGCAGGUCCAAGAACUGGAGGACGCCCUGGGCGACAUCCAGAAGAGGAUGCUGGAUUCUGAGUGUAAGGUCAAACAGCUGCAGGCCCAUGUCGUCACCGUGAAGGAGCACUUGGGGGGCCAGGCGACGGAAGAGCUGCGAGCUCAGCUCCUGGACGUCAAGGCCAAGUACGAAGGAGCGUCGGCCGAAGUGUGCCGCGUUCGCAACCGCCUCAAACACAGCGAGAAGGCCUUGGAGGAGUACAAGAGCGGCGAGAGCCAGCUGUCGACGGAGGCAGAAAAGCUGAACCAAGCGCUGGGAGCCGUGACCGCCGACCGGGACGAACUGGCGGAGACCCUUCUGGAAAUGGAAACCCGCUUGAAGGAGAGCCGGAUGAAACACGGCAACACGGUGCCGGCGGAGAAGUUCGACAACAUGAAAAACCUGCUGAGCAACGCGGUCGAUGAGAAGGAGCGGCAGAUCGCCGAGCUGAGGGAGGACUACGACCGCACGCUGGAGGAGGUGUCGGAGCUCCACCGGAAGCUGGACGGCCCGCCGUCCAAGGGGGGACCGGGGUCGAUGUUCGCCGAGGAGCAACAGAGGAUACGGGCGGCGCUCGAGGAGCAGAACGCUUCUUUGAGAAAGAAACUGGCCGACGUCACGGCCCGAAGCCAGGGUCUAAUUCAGGAGGUCGAAGAGAGCGAGGAGGAGAGGGAUGUACUGCGAGAGCAGCUGGAGGAGCUCAGCGGCAGGAUCGACGUCGACUACGUUCCCGCGAAGGCGCACGACGACGCCCGGAGGGACAUGGUGACGGCGUUGGAGGAGCUGGAGGACAAACUGUUGGAAGCCAGCGAACGUUGCGGAAAAGCAGAAGGGCGAGUCCGGCAGCUUCAAUCCGAGAGGCCGGCGCUGCAGCAGAACAUCAGCAGCCUGCAGAACGCCGGCGAGAAACACCUGAGCGACAUGGACGCUCUGAGAUCCCAGAAUGCCGAGCUGUCGGAGAAACUCGAAGUGUUGCGGCGGCGAUGCGACGACCGGGACGAGGAGUGCGCGCAGCUGACGGCGCAGAGCCGGACUCUGAAGCAGAGCUUAGCGGGCGAGUAUGUUCCCAGGCGGCAGCACGAGCAAGUGAAGGUGGAGUUGAGCUCCACCUUGGAGAGCGCGAAGGCCGAGAGGUUGAAGUCGGAGACCAAGGGUAAGGAAAGUGGGGAGGAGGUGAGGAAUGUGAAAGAAAGAAAUGAAAAGUUGAAAGCAAAGUUGGAAAAAGUCCAGUUGGAGAUGGAAAGAGACUACGUGAGCGUCAAAGACCACCGAGCCAUCGCGGACGAGUUGAACGCCGCCGUGCUCGAGGCGGAGAGGAGAGCGAGCGAAGUGUCGGGGAAUUACGCGCUGGCUCAGGAGGAAGCGGUCAAGCUUACCCAAGAACUGGAAGCACAGAAGAAAGAACUUGAUACCAUACAGGAGGCCAUCCAGUCCAAGUUCAUCCCUCUGACGGCGGCGAGGGAGAAAGACCACUCCCACAGUGCGCAGGUGGAGGAGCUGACGGUCCAGCUGUUGGAGACGGAAGAGAAGUAUAAGAGAGAAGUGUCUGCGGGGGAGAGCGUCAAACGGGAGAACGACAAGCUCAGAGUCGAGAUGGCGUCCGUUCAACGGAGACUGGACUCGGCGGUCGUCACCGGUGAAAAGCACAAGAAUGUGGAGGAGGAGUUCGAGGGAUUGACUCAGAAGUUGGCGAAGUUGGAGCGGCGGCACGAGGAGGCAACGCUGCAGAGAGCGGAUCUCCAAGAGCAGAACGCCCUCGGCGGCGCCCAGAUCCAGAACCUCCAGGAGCGGCUGAAAUCGGAGUUGACUCGGAUCGCGACGUACGACACAGAGCUCAAGGCGCUCCACGACGCCAUGCAGCGGGCGCAGGCCGACUGCAAGAACGCGGAGGCUCAGCAGGAGGAGGCGCAGAGGGUGUGCGCCCUGCAGAAAGAGGUACAGGAGCGCCGUGGGGAUCGGACGACUCUGCUGCAGCAGCAAGACGAGGCCAGCGGCGCCCUGGAGGCCGAGGUCGCCGGGCUUCGCCUGGCUCUGCGCCAAGAGGAGGCGAACGGCGCCCAGAGGGCCCGAGAUGCGUCGGCGCUGCAGUCGGCGCUGCAGUCGGAGCUCCUGCGGGCCACGCGGGCCCUCGCCGACGCCGAGGGCCGAGAAGACCAAAUGAGCCGGCUGACGACGGAGAAGCGGCGGCUGGAGGAGGAGGCGGCGGCCGGCCUGAGCGACGCGCUCCGGAGCUCAGCGGAGGAGAGCGAAGAGGCCCGGCGGGAGGCGGCGCGGGCGAGGGACGGCGAGAGCAGAGCCCGCGCCGAGAUGGAGGCCGUCCAGGAGGAGGGCCGCGCCGUCGAGAGGGAGGUCGGCCAGCUGAAGGAGAGACACGACAAGUCGCUCAACACCAUCUGUGAUCUUCAAAGGGCGAUUCAGAAGUCGGCGCAGCAGACUGAAACCAAAGACAAGAAGAUCACAGAGUUGCUGACAGAUGUGGAGCGGUUGAAGCAGGCACUGAACGGUCUCUCCCAGCUGGCGUACACGAGCAGCGCGCCCAAUAAGAGACAGACGCUGCUCAUCGACACGCUGCACGGUCAGAUCAAGAGCCUGCAGCAACAGCUGGAUGAUGCUGAGAGGCAGCACAGAGAGGUGGUCUCCAUCUACCGGACUCAUCUUCUCAGUGCCGCACAGGGCCACAUGGACGAGGACGUGCAGGCCGCCUUGCUGCAGAUCAUCCGCAUGAGGCAGGAGUUUGUGUGUUGAAGCUUCGGCGAAACAAAAUGCUGCCUGCUGACUCCAAUCCACCAUGUCCACAUCGCCUCCUCCUGAGCUCACCUGCUGUGGC